AUGCCCUCUUACUCUCUGAAUUCACCCUCGCUGAAAAAGUACGACAUGGGCAUUAUGGAUUCUCGGAGGAGCCAAUUCUCGGGCGGCAAUAUCAUUGGCGACCCUUUCGCUCUCAUCACUGUUUCUUUGUCUCUCGUGACAUGGCUGCUCGCUUUCAUCCCCUCAAUUAUCGCCGAUGUGGGUAACCCGUACCCAAAAUAUGCUUGGUGGACAAUCGCCUACAUGCUGUGCUGCAUCAUUGGCAUAACACUAUGCUUCGCCACCAACUCUGUCAACCACUACAACCUGGCGAUUGUGGGUUAUUUGGCAGCAGGCCUUGUCAUGACCACCUCCGCAGUCAACUCGCUCAUUUACCAAGACCAAGGCUCAAUGCAAGCUGCCGCCGCUGGCUUUGUCUUGCUUUCCAUCGUUGUCAUCGUUUGGAUCUUCUACUUCGGCUCUAGCCAAAACUCGACCUCCCGCGAAUAUGUCGAUCAAUUUGCUAUGAACAAGGAGAGGUCAUCUAUGUACCGCGGCCCCGUCAACAACUACAACGCUCCCGAGACCACCCUCGCUCAGCCCCCGCAAAUGUAUACCUCCGCUCAGCUCAACGGCUUCGAGACUUCAUCUCCCGUAUCAGGCUACCCUGGUGGCCCAAUGGGCACUUCUGCCAGGGGCUCUGCCAUGCCUCCGACGGCCACUGCCCCGACCACUGCCGCCGCAACAACGAACGAAGGCAACCAAACCAUCGAAUACCCAUAUCGCGCCAAGGCCAUCUAUAGCUACGAAGCCAACCCUGACGAUGCAAACGAGAUAAGCUUCUCCAAGCACGAGAUUCUUGAAGUGUCGGAUGUCAGCGGCAGAUGGUGGCAAGCGAAGAAGGAGAACGGCGACACAGGUAUUGCGCCUAGCAACUACCUGAUCCUUUUAUGA
Molecule: messenger RNA, 912 nt
Organism: Cyphellophora europaea CBS 101466
Lineage: Eukaryota; Fungi; Ascomycota; Eurotiomycetes; Chaetothyriales; Cyphellophoraceae
Exons: 4
Coding region: 1-912 (303 amino acids)
Molecular function (GO): protein binding
Source: RefSeq, a predicted model, not a curated record